AUGAAGCACGAAGGAGGAGUCGAUUUUUCCGACGGUUCAAGCCUUCAAUUGGGGUUGUGGGGGUUGAGAAGGGUAGCAACAAUCAAAGAGGUUCUUCGACAGGGGAAGGAGACGAACGGGAUGACAGUCAUUAAGAGGGUUGUGAAGGGGUAUCAGGAUAAUACAACAACAAUUUUGGGGGUGUUUGACAGCGGGUGCUCGGUGGAAAUAGGCGGAGACAGUGAACAAACGUCUGGUAGAAGGAGAAGGGAAACAUCUACCACAUUCCAAGAACGCAGAAGCAAAGCAGGAUCAGUUGGCUGUACAACCUUUCCGUCGUUUGUUGAUUCACCGAUUUUGUCUCUUAAGAUGGCAAAGGCGUUAUCUAAGAUGGUCUUAAAUGGGAUUGUAUCGUUCAAAUCUUCUCGUGCAACAUCAAUGGCUUCUGGAUCAUUGUAUCAUUAUGGAAUGGGAUUCUCAACAACUGCACCCAAUGAUCCUGAUACACAUGAUGAUUUUAAGCCAACUAAUAAGCUUGAGAAUUCAGGAGUCACUCUGAAAGACAUCGUUGAACAGGAUGUGAAGAACAACCCUGUGAUGGUUUACAUGAAAGGUGAUCCUAAUCGCCCUCUCUGUGGAUUCAGCUCACUAGCAGUCAAAAUCUUGCAAGAAUACAGAGUUCCCAUAAGUUCCAGGAACAUAUUGGAAGAUUCUGAGCUUAAGAGUGCUGUAAAAGCUUUCAGCACUUGGCCGACGUUUCCUCAAAUAUUCAUCAAUGGAGAAUUCAGUGGAGGGUCGGAUAUUAUCCUUGACAUGCAUAAGAAGGGUGAGUUAGAGGAAAAGCUAAAGGUAGCAGUUGCAUCAAAGCAGUGACCGGUCUUAAUAUAGAGUCCUUGUGUUCAAGUUGUUAGAUAUUUGUAUCAGAUAAAGUGUAAAGUUUUUUUUUUUUUUUUGGUUGUUUUUAUAAAGCUGUUAUUUUAAUGUUUAUUAAACCAUUGUACUUUCAAAGUACAAUGCUUAUAUAAGAAAAGAAAAGAAAGAAAAUAUUAAGAAUUAGAAA
This is a messenger RNA of Lactuca saligna, 1039 nucleotides long. Lineage: Eukaryota; Viridiplantae; Streptophyta; Magnoliopsida; Asterales; Asteraceae. The record is from the annotation of a GenBank genome assembly.